Phoenix dactylifera (date palm) is the source of this 5297-nucleotide messenger RNA. Lineage: Eukaryota; Viridiplantae; Streptophyta; Magnoliopsida; Arecales; Arecaceae. The record is from RefSeq and is a predicted model, not a curated record.
GUUCCCCACUGGGAGCUUUGGAUACCAAGACAUGACUACCCGGAGGAUGAAUAAAUGGCCAAAGGCUGCAAGAAAAAGACCUGUGAUGCCAAGUGCUAGCUUUUCUGUAGCUGGGUCCAGAUCUGCUACUACCAGAGCCUAAGAUCAGUCAGAGAUGUCUGUUUGUAAGCUCUGAGGUAUAAGCAGUUCAGGUGCUUGCAGGCAUCCAAAUAAAUCUGGACCGGCCAAAGCAUUAAGAGAUGUUGAUUGUACCAAGCAGGCAGCUGGCGCUGGUUUUACUUCUUCUCAAGCCUACGCUGAAUUCUUAGCAAUUUAUCAGUAUAAGUUCCUAAAAUAAAUCUUAGCAAUUAGCAAAAUAAAUUCCUACAGUGAGAAGGACCAUUGAUGUGCUGCAAAUCAUAUGCAAAUAAGGCAAACAAAUUAUGGAGUAAGCAGUUUCAUAAACAUUUCUAAGCUUAAAUCUACUGCUGAUCUUGACUUACCCUGAUAAUAAUGGUCCAUCUGCUUGGAUUCAACAUGCUUUUGGGUUCUGAAAAAGUCUUGACGGCUGACCAUGUUUUAGAUCCUCAAAAGGAGGUUAGCUUGCCAAAGACUCGUCACUGCCUUCCAAAUCUAGGGUGAUUCAUUGCAACUGUAUGUUUCGCUGGUGGAAGGAGUUCGACUUCAAUACACAGACCUGCUGUCUUGAGUUAGAUACAUCAGUAUAGUCACUUGUAUCAUCAUGAAUCAGCUUUGAAAGAAUGGGAACAGUGAGGAAAAUUUUACGAUGCAAAACUUUCAUAGUUUUAUUUUAAGGCAUGAAACAUUGAAGAUUAUCCUUUCUAUACGCCUAAAAUUGGUCGAUCUGUUUCUUCUAUAUGGUGGGAGGGUUUGACUUCUCAGCAUUCCACAUCUGGCCAUUCUGAGACUUGAUACGAGAACAUUAAAUAAAUCCGAGGUCUCAGACAAUAGUGUGACUGCUUGACAUGGAAAAAUCAGCUUCGAAGAACUAAAGAUUGGAAGCAAAUGACGCUAGGUAGUGUUGUAGAAGCUACACAGAUACCUUUCCACGUAGUUGGAAGUUCAGCAAGACUCCAUUAAUGAAACAGCCCCUGUCAUUAGAACCUGGCUGUUAUCAUUACAAAUAACAUAACCAACAAUCUUAGAAUCCAUUUUUACCAAUCCUAAGGUGCCAUGGUUAAGGGGACUUCCAAGAAAUGAGUUUACCAGGAGAAUUAUGGGAGGUAGCUCUGACAAAAGUGGAGUUCAAUCAUCCCUAGACUGCAUGGUAGUGCUCUGAAAGGGUCCUAAUUUGCCAAAAUAUGUAGGCCAAGUCUUCACUCUAUUCAUUUUCCUCAAAAAAAGUCUUUCACUCUACUCAUAUUAUGAGCAGCAUGGGCUGUGGGCUGAAAGAGUUCUCUAGAAGUAGUCGGGGAGGUAAUUCGUUGCAGCCCAUCAAGACCAAUUGUGGGCCGUAAGAAAAGUUGGGUUUGGAUUUAAGGCAAUGCCAGACCCGCUCCAGACCCGGGCCGUUUGGAGGAGACACCGUAGGGAGAGAAAGGGACAACCAGAAAGCGCGUGCGAAGUUUAUUUAAAUGAAAUCUUCCGAGUUUAGCCCUUUUAAAGACUUAAGGGUACCGACAAAUCUUGCGGGAAGCUUCAGAGUCUGCCUCCUUUCCCCUUCUCUCCUCUGUUGUAGUUGGCGUAGAAGGAAUUCCAGCUACCAGAGAAACGGCGAGAGGAUCUCUUCCUCAAAAUAACCGAUGGAUGAUGAAAGAAAGGAAGAGCAAUGUGUUGCAUCCAUCUUAGAGAAUCAUGAGACAACUUGUUGGGGCUGCGGGUUACACCUUCUUCUUGAAACCUAUUCAUCUAUAUUCAAGUGUGGAUGGUGUGGAGCAAUAACUCACCGAAACAAAGCUCUGAGAAAACCAGACAGUGCAUGCUUUUCUCAUUGGAGGCUUGUGCGAGAUCGGUUCUUUGUCACUAUUCUUCUCUUCUUCAUAUUGUUUGUGAUAUGUGCUGGUGUUUGGGCGGUAUACCCAAUUGUUUUCUCAGUCAGCUAUUUCUGUGGGAUUUUUCACUGCACAUUAACUGCCAUUUUGUCUAUCAGUACCAUAUCUAGCUUCUGCAUGGCAGCCUUUAGAUCUGCUGGGGCACCAACAAACAUUCUCUGGGGUAGUUAUCCAAGUGUGGCAAAAGGCGACCUAGAAAACUACACUUUUUGCACGUACUGUGCAAAGCCAAAGCCCCCAAGAGCACAUCAUUGCCGUUCCUGUAGAAUGUGUGUGUUGGACAUGGAUCAUCAUUGCCCAUUUAUAGGCAAUUGUGUUGGAGCAGCAAACCACCGGUUUUUCGUUGCAUUCCUUAUCUCUGUAAUCAUUAGUUGUAUUUAUGUCGUCCUGAUGAUGUUAUAUGCUGGGUUUCAUACAUGGCCUCCUUUGGAGUUAAGAACUCUUGGCUCAACCGGCUUCCACACUGUGAGUGGUACAAGGUUGGCAAAGGAGAUUGUCGCAGCCCUAGCUAGCUCAGCAUUGCUCUUGUCAGCAAGAGGCCUUGUUCUUAUUUAUUUGGCAUUUGCAUGCCUGACUGUUGGGAUUGGUUUAAGUGUGUUAUUGUGUCAGCAGCUCUAUUAUAUCUUUGAAGGUAACACCUACAUCAACCACAUAAAUUCACAGAAUGGUUGGCGUGGAGAAAAGGGGUUCCAAAACCUUUUGCGUUUCUUUGGUUGCCCUUACUUAGUUUUCAAGGUAUUACCGGGUCUUGCUAAUGCUGGAAAGUCGCAGGACACAUCAGGAUCCAAGCUCUUGUAGAGGUAACCUAAGGUUCUUUAUUUUCUUAUUCUAGGCAAAAGUUUUAUCAUUCCUUUUGAAUUGCCUUUGGCAUAAUAUUACAAUGUAGAUCAGAGAAGUGAUGAUAAAUUGACUAACAAUUUUAGGGUCAUGAUAAUUUAUAUCUGUUUGACCUAGAAUUAUGAUUACAUGUUAGUGUAUUAGUUAGAUGCCCCAACCAUGCUUAGCAGUGUAUAUGUUAUGCUUUAAUUUUUUCCUCUACCAAUGCCAGGCAGCUUUCUUUUUUCCCAUGAGGGACUUAAAUGCUGAACUUUGCCCUUAAAGAAUUUGUCAUUGUACAUUUUUAUUAUAUUAUGGAGGCUGAUUUGCAGAUAUGAUACUUAGAUGUACUUGCCUCAAAUAAUAUGGAUUUUCAUAAUCUUCAUUGUGAGAUACUCUGCUUACCAAGAUGUCAAAUGCUAGGAGCAGCCUCUUAUGGUGUUCAGUAGGCUAAUGAGGUAGCAGAUACUUCAGCUGAACUUGAGGACAUUCUGGUAUAGACGAAAACUAAAUGGAUUGGCAGCUAGCUGGAUUUUUUUUUUUCAUUUUUCUUUGUGUUUAUAUGUCAUCUUGCAAUCCACCAGGCUUAAUUAUUACUGUACUAGCCGGUUUCAUCGGUGCAAGGUCCUCUGUUGUUAAAUUAAAUACUUUAAAAGCAAAAACUCCAUUUUCUGCUUUUAUUAUAUUCUUGUUGUACGAGGAAGAGCCCGACAUUGUUUACAUGUAGGGCUGUUCUAUGGUUGACUAUCAUAGACCUGUGAAUUAAUUUGUUAGAGAUAACUGCAUGAUUCAUAUAUAUGAAGUUUUGGAUGCUUUCAUGGUGAAAGGAACAUUCUGUGUGAUCAAAUAGUAAGCAGAUCAUCUGCAAUGGAAAGUUGAAAACGUGGUUGGAGUUCGAGAGAAACAAGGAGGCUGUUUCCAGAUCCUUCAUUUUCAAUAAUUCAGUAUCAUUUCAUCUCUAAGCUGCAGAAAUGUGUAGUAUGUGUACGAGAGUUCGUUUUAUACUGCAUCCGUUAAUUUAAUUGUGUGCAACCAUCUGAAAUGGCCGUUGUUUAUAAGGUGAUAAACAUCAUUCAGGUCAUACACUGCUAUCGGGAGCUCACUAUAUGGAUAUUAAGUGGUGUGCAGAAACCCAACAUUUUUUUAAUUUGUUGUCUCUCAUAAAAUUAAUAAUCACUAUAAAGUUCGUCGAACUUUUUUUUUUGUGUGUGUUUGUGUGUGUGCUUAAUCUUGCAUUGUUUUAAUAAGAUCUCCAUAGUAAUAAUGGUUUUCUUGCAUCUGCGCAUGAAAUUGAGUGGAGCAUAUGUGGUGCUAUUAUCUUUAAAAUUUGUUUCAGUUCAGAUGUGAAAAAUUAUAAUUGUUUUCUAUCUUUGUUGUUGUUAGCUGCAAAUUGCAGUGCCAAGCAUGAAGAACAUUAUUCCUGGUGUGGCUGCUUAAUGAAUUUUACUUUCUGACAGAUAAAUGGAGAUCAGAUGACAAAAUAUUGGCCUACUGCUGAAAGGUUAGCAGUUUUUCUUUAAUGUUUGUGUGUUUUAUUAGAUGUAACUUUUCUAAUGUUUGGCUAAAUGAAACAUCUGGUGUCAUCGCUCGGUUUCUUUGACUAAACUAUAUUUCAACCUUGUGUUAACCAUAUAUGUAUUACUUACCAAACCUCUUUGACUUAACCUUGUACAUUAAAAAAGAAAGAGAAAAAGAAAAAGAAAUGAGUGAUCUCACAGCCUUGAUAUAAAUGUAUUCAAAAUCGAUGAAGAGUAUCAAAGUGCAGAUCUAGUUUUCUCUGUGUCUGCCAUCCGGUAAUUAUGCUCAGAAUCAGCUAGGAUGUUCGACCAUCUCCAUCAUCACCAACCUGGUCAACAUAAGCCGCAUCCGGUCCACCAAUUGACUGCAUCUCCUCAGCUCUGGCGUCCUGAUCCAUUUUGUUACCCUCCAGUUUCCCACUGCAGAGUUCGGCCUACCCACCUGAGGGCUGUAAGAAGUCUCAGAGCAUCUUUUCUUGGGACUUCUCUGAUGCACCAUCUCGCUUGCUCCGAGCUGCAUUAUCGCCAAUCUUGGCCAACCACCUGCAGCUUGGAAACCCUCUGCCUCAUCUUCCAUGUAACUGCUGCAUCUCUCUCUCUCUCUCUCUCUCUCUCUCUCUGUGUGUGUGUGUGUGUCUGUGAGCAUGCACCACUUGCACCACUAUAAAACACAUGCGACCAUGCAUUCAAUGUUGGAUUCUUCCAUGUUACUAGAAGGAAGAUGAGGUGGAAGUCACCUAGGCAACUCCAUGUAGAGGUUGCCUCAUCGGGAAGACAGGACCUCUACAUGGAGCUGCGUCACCGUACAGCCUGGAGCUGGUGUUUAGAUGGAUGAGGGAGGAGCUCUAGGUUGUUUUGAUUGUUUUAAUUUAUUAGGUUGCCAAUGUGCUAGCUUAUAUUAUUCUUUUGAAGCAAACACUUACGUUGCAAAUAACAAAAUUUUAAGGAUUAUUGCAUGCUUCUAUUUUUCUUU